AUGGAUUUUGCCCUGUCAACCAGGCAAAAGGCCAAAACAAAAUUACACACAACUUCCCUCUCUCACCUUUCUUCAUCUCCUCACUGUGGUUUCUCUCAGCUGCCUGCGUUUCCCUCUCUCCCAGAAAUUCUACGACAGUCUGAGAAAAAUCCAGUUGGAGUGGAUUUUGUGGGGGUGCGAAAAAUGGAGGCAAGAAUGAACAAGUAUAGGCAAGUCAGCCCUGAACGUGCCAAAGUGUGGACUGAAAAAUCGCCCAGAUAUCACUACAAUAACCAUCACUAUAACCAGCACCAGCAACAGCAGCAGCCGCAAAGCAAUCGAAAGGUGCCGGUGGUUUACUAUCUGUGUAGGAAUCGGCAGCUCGAGCAUCCCCAUUUCAUGGAAGUCCCUCUAUCUUCAUCUGAUGGCCUUUACUUGAGAGAUGUGAUUGAAAGGCUUAAUUCUUUGAGGGGCACAGGGAUGGCUUCGCUGUAUUCUUGGUCUUGCAAGAGGAGUUAUAAGAACGGGUUUGUGUGGCACGAUCUUUGCAAUGACGAUUUAAUCCUUCCUGCUCAUGGGAAUGAGUAUGUUCUCAAGGGCUCGGAGCUCUUUGAUGAAUCCAAUCUCGGCAACUUCAGCCCUGCAGCUGAAAUAGUCACUCUCCGUAACCAAAAAGCACUUCCCGAGCCACCACUAUCUUCCAGAAGUCAGGAUGAGUCGUCCUCCUCAUCCAGCCUCAACCCCAAAACCUCCCAGGAAGACGAGUCAUCUCCACCCGAUCAACAACCUUCUCCAUCCUGGAACAACUCCCUCAGCCUGGCUGAGUACAAAGUCUACAAAAAUGAUGGCCUCUCGGAUGCCGCCACCCAAACCGACGACAACUCCGCCACCUGCAUGAGGGGCGCGAAAGCAAAUUAUGCAAUCUUUGUCUCCCCACCUCAGUCGACGUCAAGCGCCUCCUCGUCAAGUGGCAGAACGGACACAUUGGAAUCACUCAUUAGGGCCGAUGCCAAAAAGUUGAAUAGCUUCCGGAUCCUCGAGGAGGAAGACUUCCGGGACCCGCCAUCAAAGCUGAAGGCUUCCAACAUGAUAAUGCAGUUGAUCUCUUGCGGCUCAAUAUCAGUGAAGGACCACAACAGCUUCGGGAUAAUCCCGACCUACAGGCCGAGAUUCUCGCACUCCAAGUUCCCAUCCCCGUUGUUUUCGAGCUCGUUGAUGCUUGGUGGGGCCGAUUGCCUGGCUCAAAAUCCCCAUCGGGUGGGCAUGGAGGAUAAGGAGUACUUCAGCGGGAGUUUGGUCGAGAUGAGUAUGGUCAGGGAAGGAGCGCCUCAUCUCAAACGUUCGUCAUCAUUCAAUGCUGACAAAAGUAGCGAGAAAUUUGGGUCAACUGGAGACAACAAGGAUGAGGAAAGCUCCACACGCACAAAGUGCAUCCCUCUAUCAAUCAAGGCUUCAUUAAGCAAACAGCCAAGAUGCGAAUCAAUGAGGUCCCCUCUUUCCACGGGGCCCAGGAUCUCGUCCGACCGGGCUGAGAGCUCGCGCACGACGACACCUGGCACAUCCAUCGGCGGGAGCAAGAGGAUGACUGAGCCUCUCCCAGUAAACAAACAAUCCCAAGAAUCGGAUUCUACCAGCUGUCACGUUGAGAGCGUGAUCAAGAUUGAAGAAAGCUUGCUUCGGGAGCUCGGGUUAUAA
This is a messenger RNA of Striga hermonthica, 1674 nucleotides long. Lineage: Eukaryota; Viridiplantae; Streptophyta; Magnoliopsida; Lamiales; Orobanchaceae. The record is from the annotation of a GenBank genome assembly.